This is a messenger RNA of Corylus avellana, 1437 nucleotides long. The record is from RefSeq and is a predicted model, not a curated record. Lineage: Eukaryota; Viridiplantae; Streptophyta; Magnoliopsida; Fagales; Betulaceae.
AUGGAUAUCUCAAUUUUCUUCCUUCUUCUGUGUCUGCUGCAAUCUCCUCCUCUAUUUUCAUCUAAAACAUUUGACAUUCUCAGAGGCUCAUCUCUAUCUGUUGAGAAACCAAGCGACAAUUUGGUUUCUGCAAAUGGAGAUUUCUCAGCUGGGUUUUUCUCUGUUGGGGAUAAUGCUUUCAGCUUUGCCAUAUGGUUCACAAAAUCCUCAGUUCCCACCAUUGUUUGGAUGGCAAACCGAGAUGACCCUGUUGAUGGAAGAGGCUCAAAGCUUUCACUUUUGAAAGAUGGAAGCCUUAUCCUAACAAAUUCUGCUGGCAACACCAUUUGGAGUACACCUGCAGCCUCGACCUCAUUAGAUGCAUCCAAUUUGCAACUACAACUCCUAAACAUAGGAAAUCUUAUUCUUCAUAAUUCUGAUGAUCAGAAUGUUGUCAUCUGGCAAAGCUUUGAUUCACCUACAGACACUCUUCUUCCUCUACAAAAACUAACCAGGGUUUCAAGCCUCAUCUCCAAAAAAAGCCAAUUUGACUAUUCUUCUGGCUACUAUAAGCUCCAAUUUGAUGAUGAAAACGUGCUCCGCCUGCUUUACCAAGGUCCAACAGUAUCCAGUCUCUACUGGCCUACUCCAUGGGUUAAUGACCCUGAAUCAAUCGGAAGGAUCAAGCACAACACUAGUAGAGAUGCUGUACUAAACAUCUCUGGCUAUUUCCAGUCAUCCGAUAAUUUUUCAUUCCAAGCAGCUGAUUUUGGUGUGGUGAUGAUUCCCAGACGAUUGACCGUUGAUCCUGAUGGCAACCCUCGAUUGUACAGCCUGCAAGAGACAGAUUGGGUUGUGACAUGGCAAGCGUUGUCUCUCCCAUGCCAGAUUCAUGGAAUCUGUGGACCCAAUAGUCUGUGUAGUUAUCAUCAUGCUACUGGCAGGAGAUGUGAGUGCUUAAAUGGCUUCAAGAGGAAGAAUUUAACUGACUGGUCUUAUGGGUGUGAGCCAGAGUUCAAUAUCCAUUGCAAUCAAACCGAUGGGUUCAGUUUUGUUCAGCUUGCUGAAGUUGAGUUCUAUGGCUCUGAUAUAGAGUUCACGCGUAAUCUAAAUUUUACAGGCUGCGAAGAACGAUGCUUGAUGAGGUGUGAUUGCAAAGGGUUCCAGUUCAGUUUUAUCCCUGAUGAAGGUGUCUAUCAUUGUUUCCCCAAGUUCAUGCUUCUCAACGGACAACGUACGCCAAAUUUUGGGGGAAACUUCUAUUUACGACUACCUAGAGCUGGUCUUUUCCAUACCAAGACGCCAGAUAAAGAAUCAGAGUUGGAAUGUUCACGCGAAGUUCCUAAGCAAGUACAAACAACGUAUGAAAAUGAGAUGGUGAAGCUUUUGCUUUGGUUUGCCACCGCAGUGGGAGGACUAAUAGACAUUCAGACCCAGCUGAACAAGGAUACCUGCUGA